CUCGAGGCCAGCUUCAGUUGAUGGCGGGGUCACAUCAGUUAAGGUAGUGUACCGCGCAAUGAGUACGUUACGGUACCUCGAACCUCCAACACCUGUGCGACGCGGCCACCGCUAGGCAGCUCCAGGGAGCCCAACGGUUACGUGUUUUCGUCGCGAGCUUUCGCGUCUCUUUGGACGAGACAUUAAUUCGGAACUUAGACAAAAACAGACUUUGUUUUAAGAACAGCAAUGACCCUGAGCGCCUUGCAUCCCAGGUUGUGAUAGCUUCUUCGACUUGUUACCGAGCGCUGUUUCGGAUUGCAUCACAGCUUUCGGCGCAACAUCAUACUCCGAAAACUCAAGUGGUACCGAUGCAAAGAUGAAUGUUACAGACCUGAGCAUGGGCAGCCGGCCCAUGAAUGCAAAAGAGUUGACCGACAAGGCAAAGAACUUCGACUGGAACCCACGCAUCGGCUUCAAGUACUGGGCGCGCGCCGCCGAGACCAUCUACCAUGAGGGACAAGUCUAUCUGCGCGAGGGUAAUGUACCCAAGGCAUAUCUCGUUCUCUUUCGGUUCUCGACCCUUGUCCUCGAAUACCUCGUCAAGCACCCCGAGGCCAAAGAGCCCGAGUCCAAACGAGCCCUUAAACCCCUACAAAGGCGCAUUCCACGCGUGAUAGAACAACUCGAGACCCUGCGCCCUGAGAUCGACGAUACCUAUGACCGCUGGAUGAGGAUCACGGCUGCCCAACGGGACACACUAAGAAGUGGGGAACCAUUCCCGGCCGCCUCAUCGUCAACGUAUGCAAAACAUGCUGCGAACGAUCCAGCGCUGUCCUGGAGUUAUGCUUCCCCGGCCAACAUCCUCGACGUGCAGGACCACCAGGAUCUUGCGGUCGACCUCGCUAAGAAGGAGAUGAGAAGGCGAAGGCAAGCCUCCGGGCUAGUGGGCGAAGACUAUGGGCGGAGAGACUCUGUACAACGUGGGGGGCAGGACAGGGAAACGGGCACUAUCCGGCUUGUGCCACAGGAUAUGGACGACGAUGAGCUACGAAGGCAAAUGGAAGCCACGCGGCGGCAGCUAGAUCGAUCUGACGACUACGCAAGGGGCUACGAUGACGAGGACUACAUCCGGCCGUCGACAUAUUAUUAUCCUUCAAUCACCAAGUCAUCUCCACUCAAGUACGAGAGACCGGUCUCUCGGGGGCGCCCAGAAGGCCCGAGACUCCAGCCUCCGCGGCCACCCAAAGAGAGACACGUCGAUCGAGCACCGAUCGAGCCACCACCUCGACCCGACAAGGAUCUCUACCUCGAGCGGGAGUCACCGCCCAUCGGUCCCCCGCCCCGGCCGGAUAAGGAACCGUUGGCCUUGGUGACGCCGCCGUACUCUAGCCGACCUAGUGAAGAGAGACCGGCUAUCCCUUCAAAACUAAACGCCGAACCAGCCCCGCAGAAGAGGAUCACCUUCCGCCCCGCCGGCUACCUUGAGAACGGCGAUCCGAUAAGACCCGUCUUCCUCCCCAGCACUCUACGGCACAAGUUUUUGAAGCUCGCAGCGGACAACACGCGUCGAGGGCUGGAGAUGUGCGGCGUGCUCUGCGGCACGACGGUUAACAACGCGCUCUUCAUCUCACACCUGGUGAUCCCGGAGCAGAGGUGCACUCCCGACACGUGCGAGACGGAGAACGAGUCGGUCAUGCUGGACUACUGCAUCACCAACGACCUGCUGGUGAUUGGCUGGAUCCACACCCACCCGACCCAGACCUGCUUCAUGAGCUCCCGCGACUUGCACACCCAAGCGGGGUACCAGGUGAUGAUGCCGGAGAGCAUCGCCAUCGUCUGCGCGCCGAAGUACGAGCCAUCAUGGGGCAUCUUCCGGCUUACCAAUCCGCCAGGCCUCCCUCACAUUCUGUCCUGCCAGCGAACCGAGACGUUCCACCAACACUCGGUCGAUAACCUCUAUGUCGAGGCUGGGAGCCCGCAGGGUCACGUUUACGAGUCGAAGGCCCUCGAGUUCGAGGUCUGCGACUUGCGCCCGGGGCACUAGGCUCGUUCCGGGGAUACCGUUAUCGCAACGGCGCUCCGGGAGUGGUUGUAUCUAAGGAGAAAACGCCGCCGCCGCCCGCGAAAGUCGGCUCAUAUGUGUUUAAUCGGUUGCUA
Thermothelomyces thermophilus ATCC 42464 is the source of this 2139-nucleotide messenger RNA. RefSeq lists its product as uncharacterized. Gene Ontology annotation, cellular component: membrane; endosome. The transcript has 3 exons. Gene Ontology annotation, molecular function: K63-linked deubiquitinase activity; protein binding; metal-dependent deubiquitinase activity. The record is from RefSeq and is a predicted model, not a curated record. NCBI's taxonomy places the organism in Eukaryota, Fungi, Ascomycota, Sordariomycetes, Sordariales, Chaetomiaceae. The coding region runs from base 359 to 2026 and encodes 555 amino acids. Gene Ontology annotation, biological process: protein K63-linked deubiquitination.